Messenger RNA from Staurois parvus, 273 nucleotides. NCBI's taxonomy places the organism in Eukaryota, Metazoa, Chordata, Amphibia, Anura, Ranidae. The record is from the annotation of a GenBank genome assembly.
CAUAUACCGUAUUUUUCGCUCCAUAAGAUGCACCUGACCAUAAGACACACCUAGGUUUUAGAGGAGAAAAACAAGAAAAAAAAAUAUUCUGAACCAAUGGACUGCAGACACAGUACAGGAGAAGACCAGAGACUGCGGACACAGUACAGGAGAAGACCAGAGACUGCGGACACAGUACAGGAGAAGACCAGAGACUGCGGACACAGUACAGGAGAUGGACCAGAGACUGCGGACACAGACAGGAGAAGGACCAGAGACUGCGGACACAGUACA